CUUUAAUUAUGAGUAUCAGUUGAAUAUGAUGGUUACGUUGAUUCAGUUGACUGGUGAUGGUAAAGACUGUAACACAUUCCUUCUCUUGAUAUUGACAAUGGACGGACUAAAUCCAAUUUUCCUGCUAGUUUGCUUUACCAGUGCAGCUCUCGCUUAUGAAUGCGUCGAGAAAUCUUGCUACUUGGGAGAAUGUUCUCCGGAAACAACUUGCACUGCGGACGCUACGAAAGGAUGUUUGAUAGAAAGAAUAAGCGGGGAUUUCAGCAUUGCUACCCAUAAUUGUUCGUCACUGCCAUGCGUGCCGAAGUGGUCCAAUCUAACUGACAAUGAAUACACCACUGACUGUUGCUUUUCUGACAAAUGUAACGACGAUUCGAUGGCAUCAAAUACAGUGGAUGACCCGGCUGUGGAUGAGUGUUACAGUAUAUCAUGUAAUAAUGAAGGGUGUUUGAGUGAUGCUAUAAGUGAAGGGAAGGCAAGACUGUGCCCUGCGUUUCCAGAUUGGGGGUGUACGACGACUAAGACAAAUGAAAUGUAUACCACUUCUUGCUCACAAGGGCCCUGUCAUGCCGCUCAAAUACAAUCCAUGAAAAUAGAAUGCUGUACUGGAAAUCUCUGCAACUUGCCAACAGCGACACCAACUACAGAUGACCCGGAUGCGGAGAAGUGUUACAGCAUAACCUGUGAGGGUGAAGGUUGUUUGACUAGUGUUAUAAACGAAGGUAGUCCAGGACUGUGUUCUAUACCUACAAAUGGAUAUUGCACGUUUACAAAAGUUACGGGUGAAAAUAACGUGGAAACUGCCGGGUGUGGAGCAGAUACUGAAAAUAUGCCUACUCUUUGUUCGAACAUGGCCGCCUAUGACUUUCCUGACGGUAUGAACAUUGUAUCACAAUGUUGUAACACGGACCGCUGCAAUGACGGAAACAUCAAAAGAAUACCCAAUGUUGAAUACUGUUACUCGGUGACAUGUAAUGAGACUGGCUGCAUUGAAGAAGCAAUACAGAAAGGGAUAGUCGUCUACUGUCCACAAAUUGGCUUUGGAUGCAUGACGACAUCUACAGGGGGCUUGUAUAUAACUACCUGUGCCCCACAACAAUGCCAGGAAAUUGAUGCCUUAGGUAUUAAAGUUGAAUGCUGCUCUGGAGACUUCUGCAACGGACCACCAGUUCGCACAACUCUAACGACACAGUCUUCAGCUCGGACAAGUACAGAGGAAACGGGUACGUCUAGUACCGGAACAUCUGGACCUACUGGUACUACAAAGAAAGACACUUCAGGAGCCGGAAGACUUGGACAUCUGCGUUACAUCAUUUGUACUCUGGUCACAUUUCUUGUUACUAUUAUUUCAUAGACUGCUCCCAGCACUGACAGUUCUGUAAACUAUUCAUUUUUAUUUUACAUUAUUCAGACUCUUUCCGAGGAAACAAUUCCUAGAGAUGUUGGACAUUGGGUAAAAGGUGGCCAAAUUCAACUCUUUGAUAAGCAAAUGCAAAAGACACUUUCGAUGUCCACAAAAUGUUCUUAGUGUUUCCCAAUGUCUCCCAAAGAUAAAAUUAAUAAGAAACUUUUUAUUGCGAUAACUUGUGGGGGUGUAUUUAAUUUAGAUUCACAUAUGUGUAUCAAAUGAAUGAAAAGUUAUUUAUUAGAUAGUACAUGAAUCCGUGAAGAAGCGAGAACGCUUGAAAUAUGAAGAGUAUAAUUAAAGAAAUGUGCCCAGUCACAACAGUAAGAAUCAAGUUAAAACGUUUAGUACUUUAGAAAAAAAUAUAUUAUAUACUUCUUACUGUUGUGACUGGGCACAUUUCUUUAAUUAUACUCUCUUUAAAUAUAUUGUUGUUAUAUUCGGAACUCAUUAACAUUUCCUUUUUUACAUUAUCUAAAUAAGGAUCAGGCAAUAUAAUGUGUUUAGAACUGUUGUUUGUGGAAAUAUUUGCUUGUAAUAAUCAUUUAACAAUAAUAUGUUCAUUAUAUAACAAUAGAAAAUGACAGAAGAAAAUAUAUUCUAAACUUCUGUUUCUGAAGUAAUUUCUCUACUUUGCAUCCCAAAGAAUGUUAUAUUCGGAACUCAUUUGUAUUUCAUUUUUACAUAUCUAAGUAAGGAUCUGGUUAUAUAAUGUGUUUCAGAAUUUGUGAUGUUUAUUUAGCAAUAGUAUGUUCAUUAUUGAAUUACAGAAAAUAACUAAAAAAAAUGUAUUUUUAAACUUAUGUUUGUAAAGUAUUCUCUGUAUUCCAUCCUAAAUAUAUUUCUGUUAUAUUCGGAACUCAUCUAUAUUUCAUUUUCACAUAUCUAAGUAAGGAUGUGGCUUAAUAAUGUGUUUCAGAAUUGUUGUUUGUGAAAUUCAUGCUUGUGGUAAUCAUUUUACAAUAAUACGUUCAUUAUAGAAUUAUAGUAAAAAGUAUAAAGAAAACA
Messenger RNA from Mercenaria mercenaria, 2413 nucleotides. Its product is annotated as protein psiJ-like. The record is from RefSeq and is a predicted model, not a curated record. Lineage: Eukaryota; Metazoa; Mollusca; Bivalvia; Venerida; Veneridae. The transcript is spliced from 14 exons. The coding region runs from base 26 to 1354 and encodes 442 amino acids.